AUGGCAAACUACCUCUACAUCGACGAGACCCCGAAGGAAAUCAAAGAGGCCAAAGGGCUACACCUGAUCACGCAGAACACGCCAAAUGGACAAGCAACACAGAUCCUCCUGGAGGAGCUCGCAGACACCUAUGGCCUGGAAUGGGGCACUACGCUGAUCAACAUCAUGACCAACGAGCAGAAGAAAGAGUGGUUCCUGCGCCUGAACGCCAACGGGCGCAUCCCCACUCUCGUCGACAACAGCAAGAACCCACCUUUUCCGGUUAUCGAGACCUCGGCCCAGCUGCUGUACCUGCUGAAGUUUUAUGACAAGGAGGACAAGUUCGGCUUCACGGACGAACUCGAGAGGAACGAGGCCUUGCAGUGGUUGUUCUUCUGGCAUGGUGGUGGAGCCCCCUACCAGGGCCAGGUGAACCAUUUCAGCAGGGCUGCGCCAGAAAAAAUACCUUAUGCAAUCAACCGAUACAAGAACGAGACCCUGCGCGUGUAUGGCGUGCUCGAGAUCCGACUGUCCGGCAUCUACACUGGCGGCGAACCCCGCGACUACCUAGCUGGCAAGGGCAAGGGCAAAUACAGCAUUGCAGACAUCAAAGCUUGGUGUUGGGUCAAGGGCUGGGAACGCUCCGGUUUCACUGCCGAGGACGUCAAGCCGUUCCCUCACCUGCUCAAGUGGAUCGAUCGUAUCGCUGCUCGUCCUGCCGUUCAGCGCGGUAUCGGCGACAAGUAUAUUCAGCAGUAA
This is a messenger RNA of Exophiala aquamarina CBS 119918, 738 nucleotides long. RefSeq lists its product as uncharacterized. The transcript has 2 exons. Lineage: Eukaryota; Fungi; Ascomycota; Eurotiomycetes; Chaetothyriales; Herpotrichiellaceae. Bases 1 to 738 code for a protein of 245 amino acids. The record is from RefSeq and is a predicted model, not a curated record.